ACAAUUAAACAUUUGCUUGAGCAAAUUAGAGAUAAGGCUAUUCCUAUUUUUAAAAUGAAAUUCCCUAAUGCAAUCACUGUUUUUGCAUUCGAUAAUAGUACAAGUUAUGCCAGAUAUGCGAAAAAUGCUCUUUUGGCAGAAAGAAUGAAUCUGGGACCUGGUAAAAAACAACUAGUAAUGCAACCAACUACCUUUAUUAAUGCUAAUAGAGUACAAAGAAUACAAAAAUUAGUAUUUAAAGAGAAUUACCCUAAUCCAGCCAUGUGA
Cetraspora pellucida is the source of this 267-nucleotide messenger RNA. Lineage: Eukaryota; Fungi; Glomeromycota; Glomeromycetes; Diversisporales; Gigasporaceae. The record is from the annotation of a GenBank genome assembly.